Suillus bovinus is the source of this 1557-nucleotide messenger RNA. RefSeq lists its product as uncharacterized. The record is from RefSeq and is a predicted model, not a curated record. The transcript has 12 exons. Bases 1 to 1557 code for a protein of 518 amino acids. Lineage: Eukaryota; Fungi; Basidiomycota; Agaricomycetes; Boletales; Suillaceae.
AUGGGCAAUAUUCCCAAACCUACUACUACCACCACUACUAGUGGGAACAAGCAACGCUUGAGGAGCCACACCACAAGUGGGGCAUUUGAGUCCGUCUCCCGCCCUCCCAUUAACCGUGAAUGGUCUCGGUCUAGAAGCAAGGUCGUUGAGCACGUUCUUGCCUCUCGCAGGCCAUCCGUAUCACCUCCAUCACCUCCGUCACUGUCACACCACGGUACUCCAACUAUAGACGGCUAUGGGACCAUCAGGAAUAGGUUGCAGGUUUCUCAGACCGACAUUUCGACCCACAUCCAAUCCGACAGGGCACCCGGUAUCAUAGAAAGCGCACUCCAACUGCAGCAAAGCCAGCACCUUGACGAAAGUAUUGACCAUCAUGAUGAUAUAGUGGAUCAUUUGGAUGCAAUUGAUCCCCAGGUCGCUACUGUAUCCAGCCUGGCCAAUGCCGCUAAUUGUAUUUUAAUGCAAGUCCCUCCAUCAAACUUCUACUCUCGAAAACCAGUAAUUGCGUUAUUUUAUCCGAGUGGGCGACAAGUUUUAGACAUGGAAUCCACUGGACAUGUCCAAUUUGAUAGCAUGGACGAAUCAUUAGACAGACAUGUCGAAGACGUCCUGACCGGUCGAUCCAAGGCCAGACGUAAACUUCACGGUGUUUGGUCAUUUUUGAAAACUCGUCAGUGUAUCAUAACGGGCAUUUACGGUUUUCUUGUGGUGUUCUGGGGAGCUGCGCUAGUGUUAUUCUUGCUGAAAUGGAUUAAUUUACACAAUGCAAAUACCCAAGGUUUUUGGGUCGAAGUAUGCUCCCAAGUCGUGUGUGGUUUAUUCACCGUCACCGGUAUUGGCCUGAUCCCUGCGCGUGCUCUCGAUACCUAUAGAAUCUGUAAAAUUUGGCACUAUAAGCAUAGGACAACGAAGCUACGAGAUAAAGCUAGUCUCCCUCAGCUACUCGACGUUGAUGACUUGCCCGAUCCUGUUUAUGACCCUACCUUUGUUCAUGUUCUCACUGAACAGGAACAACAGGAUUUACAUCAUCAACAGGUCAAGUUUCGCGAGAGUCAGACAUGGUACCGCCCACAUGGUACUGUGACUCACCGAGCAUUUCCAAUCAAUACGGCACUCUGGAUAUGUCUCUUGACCGAUGGAAAUUCGGCCUUUCAGGUCAUAUUGUCGAGUUGCAUGUGGUCUAUGAACCGAUUUGAACGACCGGCGUGGACCACAGGUACACUCAUUCCCGCAUCAUUUUUGUGCGGCAUAGUUGCGGCGAUAUUGAUUUGGCGAGGUGGCCAACUGACUAGACGUACGGAGAAGAUCCAAAAUACCCUAAGAACAGCACUUGCGAUGGACAACUACGAUGGCCUUUUGCACGCGCCAACCAUAAAUACCUCGACAAAUCCUCCUAAUGAUAUCCCUGAGCAGGCCAGUACCGCCAGUACAACUGACUUAAACACAUCUUCGGAGAAGCAUGAUGAUAGCGGUGCUAUUCCUGCUUUUCCAGCAGCGUCGCCUGCCAUUGUAGAAGACACGAAACCCAUGAUGAAACAGACGAUUGACAACUUAUGA